This is a messenger RNA of Cotesia congregata, 1851 nucleotides long. NCBI's taxonomy places the organism in Eukaryota, Metazoa, Arthropoda, Insecta, Hymenoptera, Braconidae. The record is from the annotation of a GenBank genome assembly.
AUGCUGUACCGUACGUGUAACUUACGGAAUAUUAUUGGUUGUAAAUUAAAUCAUUACAACUUGGAUCAAUGGUAUUAUUUACAAGUGUCAUUAGGAAAACGCCACUCCAGUAUUUUUUUUAAGCAAUCCAGAUCUAGGGCUGACAAUUAUUAUAAAUUACUAUAUAACAAUAAUUAUAAUAAUUUAAAUGUCUGUGAUAAGAAAAAUCUCGAUAAAAUUUUAAAAGUUAAACAGACAAGUACCGUAAUUACAAGAUUGUCAUCCAAUACCAAUAAAUCAUCUGAUGAUGAUGAUGAAAUAGUUAAAUUAAAACAAGAAUUAAAAACAACAUUACAAAAUAAAAUUGUUGAAUUUAAGAGUAAAGAAGUAGGAAUUGUUAAAGAGCGUGUUUUAGAAUCCGUUCCCUCACCAAAUGACAAUGAUAACAUUAAUAAAAUGAUAGAAGGUGAUGCCGGAAAAAAAGCAAUCCAUCCAAAUGUUAUAAAAGCAAAAACACUACGGGUUGAUCUUUCAGCAGAAUCACUAGAAAGAAAUUUUAUAACGCCGGUACGAGCAAUGGUGGAUUUUUUAUUAAAACCAUCAGAUUUGGAAUCAUUACCAAAGACAAAACGAAGAUCACCCUAUGAAGAUAAGCCACCUAUUACUGUUUAUUGGAGAAAAGACGUUGAAGCUAAAGCUUUUGAGGUGUGGGGUUCGCGUGAAGCUUUGAUGAAAGAACGGAUUAAAAAAGAAGUUGAACACAAAACUUAUCAACAAAAUAUUUUUACAAUUAAAAGGCGUAUGAAGGACAUAAGAAAAGAAGUGAGUAAUGAAAAAAAAAUUAAAGAAAGAGAAGGGCUGUUAGGUAGUUCGGGUAAAGUUGUAUUGACAGCUGUUAUUAUAAAUGGAAGUAAUUUUCUAUUCAAAUUGGUGGCGUGGAUUUAUACUGGCUCGCACAGUAUGUUUUCAGAGUGUAUACAUUCCGCAGCUGAUACAUUUAAUCAGUUAAUUUUAGCAUAUGGAAUACACAAAUCUGUCCAAAAUCCAGAUGCCGAUCAUCCGUAUGGUUAUACAAAUAUGAAACACGUAUCAUCAUUAAUAUCAGGCGUUGGAAUAUUUUGUGUUGGUACUGGAUUAUCAAUUUAUCAUGGAAUUCAUGGUAUAUUAUUUCCAAAUCCCGUGGAAUCAUUUUACUUGGCGUAUUUAGUACUAGCAGGUUCCCUUGUGUCCGAAGGAGCAACUCUGUUAGUUGCUAUUAAUUCAAUAAAAAAAGGAGCUGAAGAUAAAAAUAAACCCUUUAAAGACUAUGUACUGAUGGGUCAUGAUCCAUCGGUAAACGUUGUACUUAUGGAAGACUUUGCAGCCGUUAUAGGUAUUGGAUUGGCUGGAUGCAGUAUGGGACUUACAUCCUAUCUUGGUAAUCCUAUCUACGAUGCCAUUGGAUCGUUACUUGUUGGUGGUUUACUUGGUGGUGUUGCUUCAUUUAUUAUUUAUACAAAUGUUGCUGCUUUGGUCGGUCGUAGUAUUCCUCAAGAAAAUCUCGAUAAAAUAAAUUCGGAGAUAGAAUCUGAUGUUAUGGUACGUGCUAUUUAUGACGUCAAGGGUAUUGAUAUGGGAAAUAAUCUUGUUCGAUACAAAGCUGAAAUUGAUUUUGAUGGUCGUGAACUUACCAGAGCUUACCUUGAUAAACAUGAUUUGACCGCAAUGUUAGAAGAAGUUAAAAAAAUGUCAAGUAUCGAUCAACUCGAACCAUUUUUAUUAAAACACGGUGAGAGUAUUGUCGAUAUGUUAGGCGGUGAAAUUGAUAGAAUUGAAUUAAAACUCAAGAAAAAUCAUCCAGAAAUACGGCAUUGUGAUUUGGAAAUUCUAUAA